GCUCAUUUUGCCCCUCCCCUCAACUCAACAAGCGAGCGUGCCAGCCAUCACUACCCAGCUAGACGCAGUCCUCCUCCUUCUCUCUCUCUCUCGAUUCCCCCUUCGGGAGCCGCAGGGCGUGCAAGAAACCUCUCGGGGAUGGUUUGCCGGCUCCUCCUCUUUGCGCUGCUGUUGGUUCGGCGAGUACGAGAGGACGAUGCCGCUUGUAUCGCGCCGCCGCGGUGGCAGACCAAGGUUCGACCGCGACUAGCAGCAGUGGCAACGCGAGGGCACAGCACCUGCAGUAGCAGGCGUACGAGGAUCAGGGUCCGACGUGGUGUGCAGACAUUGAGAAGCGCAGCAGAGAACCGUGCGGCAGAUCCAGCGAAUACCGUAGGAGAACCGUCAUCAUCAUCGUCAUCAUCAUCUACCUCACCGCAAGCGGGCGUGCCAACGAGAAGGCGAACAGAGGGUGUUGGGGUGCGAGAAAUAGAAGAUGGACGCCCUUUGCCGCCUCUCGGUGUCCCAGCAAGAAUAGCCGGUGUCAACCCCGCUCUGGUCCCAUUGCCCUCGCCUCCGACGCGCGCCCCCCGCGUGUAUCUCAACGGUGCCAACCUUCACGUGGGACAGACUGUCCAGCUGACACCGGAGCAAACGCGAUACCUCGUAAGCGUCAUGCGGUUACGAGAUGGUAGCCCGGUGCGCGUGUUCGACGGCGUUAAUGGCGAGUUCUUGGCGGCCGUCGCUACGAGCAGCAGCACCAGCAGCAGCAGCCGUCUUGAGCGAUCUGGCGAGAAGAUCGGCAGCGGACGCGGUGGUAGGAGGGGUAGAGGGAAACGGUCGACAGUCGGGGCAGACAAAGUUGUAGAAUUGCGGGUUGAGUGCCUCACGCGAAGGCAGCCGGGAAUUGGCGGCGGCGGUGACGGUGAGGUGGAGGACGUUGAUGCGCCAGAAAUAGAGCUCGUUUUCGCGCCCAUUCGAAAGCAACGCCUUAAGAUGCUGGUCGAAAAGGCGGUCGAGGUUGGUGCUUCACGGCUUACACCUGUGUUGACCGCUCGCACACAGAAGGGCGCAGUUUCGGAUGCGAGCAUGCUCGACAGACUCGGGGCGGUCACAGCGGUUGAGGCUGCCGAACAAUGCGAGCGCAUGACAGUGCCUCCCGUGGCAAGCCCGGUGACUCUCGCUUCUUAUCUCCGAAGUCUUGAGCUUCGUCAAAGUAGCUGUGACCUAUCAAGUAUCAUUGGAUUAGCGAGAGACCGAGGCGGCGACCUAAGUUUGCCAGAUAUUGUCUUCGUGUGUAAAGAGAGAGACGUGGAUGCGCCACCGCUCCUGGAGGCGCUUGCCGAGUACGAGCAGGCCUUUUCGGAGGAACGUAGGCAGGACCACGUAAACUCUAGCGAUGGCAGUAGAAACGCAAACGCGGCCUUCCUCAUCGGACCGGAGGGAGGUUUUGAUCCCGACGAGAUUGGCGCGUUGGCCCAAUAUCCGUUCGUGCGUUUUGUAUCCCUGGGACGGACGGUGCUGCGAGCUGAGACCGCGGCCGUGUAUGCCCUGAGCUCGUGGAGUGCAUUCUGGGCAAGUCGUUAGCAAGCGUACGUGUAUGUAUCUCGUUUGUCCGAUUGCCGUGUCAGCUAAUGAAGACAUGAUCUGCAGAAGCCUUGAGUCUAAUCAUCUUGCCGUGUUAGUCCAUUCGUCGAUGAAAUUUCACUCUUCUCCUUGUUGAUGCCUUGCAUAACUCGUAGUAUGUUCGAAGGCUUUGCAGUUAGUUGACGGAAUGGGAUGGUUGGGUCGCUGUACGAACCGUCCCCUUAUCGUGCGGGUGUCUUCUGUGCGAGGAGAGGAGGCUCGUCCCGCAUUAAUUGCGAGGUCGUGGCUACGCCAGGGUGCACAGAAGGAUGCGGGGAAGUGCUUCUGCCUUUUCCAGCGGUAUCUGGACUUCGAGUUGCUUGGUGUGUAGUACGUAAUCUCGGUCGGCACACGCUCGGGCUUUUUUGUGUGGACCUUUGAACCGAGCACGGAAAACAACGCCUGUGGCACGGGUAUUGUUUGGAGGCAUUUUGCUGUGUUGUCAAGCACGAUGCACGUCCAGCACCACCCGCAAGACCAGAGCUCCUCGUGCAUCAAUGUAAACCUACAGCAGGGAGCCCCCCGCGUUGUCAUGCGGAAGAUCGUUGUGACACUGACAUGCACAUGUUGACCAGAUGUGGUCGUCGGGUUCGAUUCCUGUCGCCGCCAUCAUCGAUGAUCUCAUGCCCCUCUCCACAGCUAAGAAAGAUGAUCAUGUUUUCCGAUAGUCUUUAGAUUGUUUUUUUGCUUUUUUCGAGAUUGUGUCGGCUGAAGCCCCAAUUGGCAAGUGGGGAAUACGGAAAAUGCCCUUGUAUGGGAUUUAUCAGUAUCGAGGAUAUGAGAAUACCCUUGCUCUGUUACGAGUAAAGGUCCCUGAAGUGGUGAAUAACCGUUCGCGAGCGGAGGUAACUUCGCUCUUGUUGCAAUGUGGCGAGAAUUGCCAAGCGUGGCUGACGUUUGUCGGCCUUGCUAGGUUGGCAGGUGAGAGUGGUGAGCUUCAGGGGCACCCUUACGCCCUCCGGCUGGUCACAGCAGACGGAGGGUCUUUUCGUUAUAAGGAUUUUCACACCUC
Messenger RNA from Ectocarpus sp. CCAP 1310/34, 2617 nucleotides. The record is from the annotation of a GenBank genome assembly. Lineage: Eukaryota; Phaeophyceae; Ectocarpales; Ectocarpaceae.